GCGGGCGGCUCCUCAUCCUUUAUUUCACAAUGCAGAUUUUUGUGAAGACCCUGACUGGUAAGACCAUUACCCUUGAAGUGGAGCCAAGUGACACCAUAGAGAAUGUCAAGGCUAAAAUACAGGACAAAGAAGGAAUUCCUCCUGAUCAGCAGCGCCUGAUCUUUGCUGGGAAGCAGCUGGAAGAAGGGCGCACCCUGUCUGAUUACAACAUCCAGAAAGAAUCUACCCUGCACCUUGUCUUGCGACUGCGUGGUGGACUUUGAAAAUCUUGUUGUGUAUUUUGUCUUUGCAUGAUUCACUGUAUGCAUCUUACUUUUGCAAUAAGUAAACUGGACUUAAUACCUGAAGCAUUGUAGAUAAUAAAGUUUUUGGCAAUAACUGA
Molecule: messenger RNA, 382 nt
Organism: Chiloscyllium plagiosum (whitespotted bambooshark)
Lineage: Eukaryota; Metazoa; Chordata; Chondrichthyes; Orectolobiformes; Hemiscylliidae
Product: polyubiquitin-C
Molecular function (GO): protein binding
Source: RefSeq, a predicted model, not a curated record